GGCGGCAGCCCGGGCGAGUACCAGCGGCCAGAUCUCAAAUCGGGACGAGAGGCGGGCUCCCGGGGAGCAGCCCGGGGAGAUGAUCAUGGACAAGAAACACUUCAAGCUCUGGCGGCGGCCGAUCGAGGGCACCCACCUAUACCAGUACCGAGUGUUUGGGUCGUACACAGAUGUGACUCCCAGGCAGUUCUUCAAUGUCCAGCUGGACACCGAAUAUAGGAAGAAGUGGGACUCGCUGGUCAUCAAGUUGGAUGUAAUUGAGAGAGACCUGGCCACUGGAUCAGAAGUGAUUCACUGGGUCACUCAUUUCCCGUACCCUAUGUACUCGCGGGACUACGUGUACGUUCGGCGGUACCGCGUGGACAAAGAGAACAACCUGAUGGUACUAGUCUCACGGGCAGUGGAGCAUCCGAGUGUCCCCGAAGACCCCGAGUACGUUCGAGUCAGAACCUAUGAGUCCCAAAUGGUCAUCCGUCCCCACAAGACCUUUGACGAGAACGGUUUCGACUACUUGCUGACCUACAGCGACAACCCGCAGACCGUGUUCCCCCGUUACUGCGUCAGCUGGAUGGUCUCGAGCG
This is a messenger RNA of Cariama cristata (Red-legged seriema), 581 nucleotides long. It is a transcript of the gene STARD7, whose product is annotated as StAR-related lipid transfer (START) domain containing 7. The transcript has 6 exons. Gene Ontology annotation, molecular function: lipid binding. The annotation marks the transcript as partial. Lineage: Eukaryota; Metazoa; Chordata; Aves; Cariamiformes; Cariamidae. The record is from RefSeq and is a predicted model, not a curated record.